Solea senegalensis (Senegalese sole) is the source of this 5048-nucleotide messenger RNA. It is a transcript of the gene pitpnb, whose product is annotated as phosphatidylinositol transfer protein, beta. Gene Ontology annotation, biological process: phospholipid transport. The transcript has 12 exons. Bases 103 to 921 code for a protein of 272 amino acids. The record is from RefSeq and is a predicted model, not a curated record. NCBI's taxonomy places the organism in Eukaryota, Metazoa, Chordata, Actinopteri, Pleuronectiformes, Soleidae. Gene Ontology annotation, cellular component: cytoplasm. Gene Ontology annotation, molecular function: phosphatidylcholine binding; phosphatidylinositol transfer activity; phosphatidylcholine intramembrane carrier activity.
UGUCUCCUCCUAACUGUGACGGUGUUGCCUGCAUGUCUGCUGCCUGCUUUCUGUGUGGUGUGUUCAGCUAUCAUUGCGCAGCCGCAGCCCGGGGUGACGAAGAUGGUGAUCAUCAAGGAAUAUCGUGUAGUGUUGCCACUCUCUGUGGAAGAGUAUCAAAUAGGACAGUUGUACUCUGUGGCUGAGGCCAGCAAGAAUGAGACGGGAGGAGGAGAAGGCAUAGAGGUGCUGAAGAAUGAACCCUACGAGAAGGACGGAGAGAAGGGACAAUAUACACAUAAAGUAUACCAUCUAAAGAGUAAAAUCCCAAGCUUUGUGAAGUUGAUCGCACCAGAGGGAUCGUUUGUUUUUCAUGAAAAGGCCUGGAAUGCCUAUCCAUACUGUCGUACCAUCGUGACGAAUGAGUACAUGAAGGAUGAUUUUAUGAUAAAGAUUGAGACGUGGCACAAACCUGACAUGGGAACAACAGACAAUGUCCACGAUCUGGACACGCAGACAUGGCCGACUGUGGAUGUUGUGGACAUAGAUAUUGCAAACAACAACCAAGUGCAGGAGAGGGACUACAAGUCAGAAGAGGAUCCCACUGUCAUCCCCACCACCACUCCCUCCACUAAGAGGAGAGGACCCCUGAGCCCUGAGUGGAAGAAAGAGCUGAACGCAGACUGGCCUUACAUGUGCGCGUACAAACUGGUCACUGUCAAGUUCAAAUGGUGGGGUCUGCAGAACAAAGUGGAACACUUCAUCCAUGAGCAAGAGAGACGUAUUUUUACCAACUUCCACCGCCAGAUGAUCUGCUGGUUUGACAAAUGGAUGGAUUUUACCAUGGAGGACAUUAGGCGGAUGGAAGAGGAGACUCAAAAAGAACUUGAGGAGAUGCGGCAGAAGGGAGACGUGCGAGGCACUUGUCCAACGGAAGAGUAGAAGCCCGUCACUGUAGGUCAAACACUAGAGGCAGGCUGACUGCGUAACACAGGUCCAGUUCGAGGCACCACUGCUGCUCAUGAGCAAUGAGGCAAAUCAAACCAAACCCUGACCUGAUGACGUCAUCUGAGACACGCCCACCACGACAAGGAAGUGACCUCCACCCAAUCGCAAGCCUCCUGUUCACCCAGAAAAUCAUAGUUAAAAGAAAAGGAAAAAAAAAGAAAAAAAGAAGAAGAAUCCUGUUUUUUUGCAUACACAUAAAAAAAGGAAAAAAAAUGCACAUAAUGUAAAUUGCCUGAUAAUGUAAUUGUUAGUUGAUUAUUACAAUGGGCUAUGUUUUUAUUCAGGUGCGUCAACUGUAACUCAAAGUCGAGCCUUUUGAAUGGAUUUAGCUUUUAUGUCGACAGAUUCCCACGUUAAUUGGUAUAAGACGACUUUAGCAGGUUUUGAACCAUUUCUGCUCCUUUGUAUAAUAACUCUACUGAAACCCUCGUCUCCCUUCUCUGUGUUGUCUAUAUUCUUGUCUUGGUAAAAAAGAACAUUUGUCUAGAUCUCCUCCCCCUGCGUUUCACUGUCUUUGGCAGUUGGUCGGGAAUACUGAUCUGUUUUUUUUGUUUGUUUGUUUUUCUUCCCCUUUUCUUUUAGAAUUUUUAUAUUUCAGGUUAAACAAAGUCUGCUUUACGGUUUAAAGCAAAUAUGCUCAUGCAUGAACGGUUCUCUGCGGUUAGUUCCUCCUCCUCCUCCUCUUCCUCCCUCCCCCUCACGUGCAUGUGGACAUCAGCAGAAACCCCUCAGUGAGCUGCCGGUUGCAUGAGCGCAGUUGCUGCAGUGCAGCUGUUGAUCACAGAGUGUGUUUGUACUGCCAGUGAUUCUGUGCUCGUUCGCUGCAAUAACCAUACAGCAUCAUUAUUUCAGUUAUUAUUAAGUCAGAAAAACAUGUUUGCCGUUUGCUACCAGGUUAAAGUGUCAAGUAUUAAGUGUGACCUUCUCUUAAACCUGGAGUGGAGCCCGAGAUAAUGUUGUUUGUCGUACUUCAUGCAGCGCAGGCCCAGAGCCUAAGAUGAUUCAUUAAUACUUAAUCACCUCACUGCCCCAAAUAGUUGUACAAUUUGAACAUAUUAAAGGAAAUGGAGUCGAUACAUGUUUAGAUACAUGUUGACAUCUGAACAGUGUUGAGCUCGAGUCCUCUGCUUUUAUUUUGUAGGUGAUUGCUCAGUUAGUGCAUCUAUUACUAAAGUUUUAAAAACCAAAGUCAUUAACCUGCUUUACUGGUUUAGUUCAAGGUCAGUAUGACCACACCUAGUGCUUCACUAUGAAUACGAGGCCACGCCUGUGGUUUUGCUGCCCUCUAAGGUCAGUGUGCAGAACACCACUCUCAUUAAUGCAGUUCAAGUGUUACGUUGAUCACCGGCUACUCUGGGAUGGUGGCAAGGGGCCCCCAAUUCAAUCUCAGCUUAGGGCCCCAUAAAGGCUUGGGCCGGCCCUGACUGCUUGUCCAUUCACAUCAUUCCAUUCCAAAUGCUAAUGAUGACAGAAUUUGACAGAGAUAAGUCAACAAAUGUGGUGGAUCCCUGUGAUGAUGAUGAGUGUGUGUGUGUGUGUGUGUGUGUUGAUGUGUGCACAAGUCACAGUAGUUAACCUUUCUUUUUUUCUCGCGCUCACAGUUGGAACACUGGUGUGGAUGUUUGUCACAGCUUCUGAGAGACGAGCAUUUUAGGUGUUUUUAGGCUGUAUUAUUUAUUCUCAUCCAUGUUUUAUUUGCAUAAAACAAAGAGUGUAAGGUUGUGCUGAACUUGUUAAACUGCUUUACCAACAGACUGAAUGAAUGAGACUUGAUCUGUUUUUAUUUCCACCGCGUCGCUUCUUUCUUUGGGGGCUGCAUUGACUUGACUUUUAAAGGUCGAAGUUGCUGAGUUUACGACUCUACUUUUAAUCUUGUGCGGCUACUUUUGGCCUCUCUGAAAACUGUUUUGUGAUGUUUUAUAUGAUCAGAUAGCUGUGGGACAUCUCUGAAGUCAGGCGUGUGUGUGUGUGUGUGUGUGUGUGUGUGUGUGUGCACGUUGGACAGGUGUUCAUUGUAAUAGAAAUAAACAAAGCACAUCCAGACACUGGAUUGAAUUGGAGGUUCACACGUCUUUACUGUAACUGCUGAAAGGAAGUUUGUGGUGUUGUCACGUGAGGGGAUGACAGCGGGCAGUCCGUAUGUUUCCAUGCUUUGACUUUUAAUGAAUCUACUUCUUUGUCCCUAAACACAAGCACUAGUGGGGACUUGGUUUAUUGAAGGAAGUGUGUCUGCCUCCACUACACUAGGGGUCAGUUUGCAUCCAUGAACUUAAAAAUACCCACUUUUUAAGCUCAUGGUGGAACAUUGUCAGUCCAAAGUCUGAACCUGCCUGAAUGUCACCAUGUUGUUGUUCCAGCUUUGUUAUUAUUUAUUGGUGUUAGCCGUGCAUUGGAAAUGUGGAGCAUGUCGAAGUAGCUCGACUUUCAAUCACAUUAUCUGGGUGUUUUAGCCUGAUUGUUUUGAAUUUAGCACAAUGUCAGUCAGAAUAACAUAUUUACAUGUGUUUUUAAGUCAAAUAUUUAUUAUUAUUACUUCUAACAACAGUGUUACAGUCGCACCAGAGUCUGACUCGAGUGAAGUAAUAACAGCAGACUAUAGUAGCGAUGUUUACAUGUGCAAAGUUCCCAGACGAUUUGCUCCAACUGGAAUUUACAAUUCUGUUGUUUACAUGGACGUGAAAUGAUGUCAUCAGAUUGUGGUGUGUACACACACAUCAAGUGUUGUCUAAUUCUCCAGCACUAGAAGCAGCAGAAGAAGAAGAAGCUUCACUUCGGAAAUACAGAAACAUGGAAACAUGAAACACAGGCCAACGCUGUCGUUCAGAAUGAAAUGUGUUUUUAAAAACACAGCUGGUGACGUUCAGGCUGGUGGAUUGUUGUGAGAGAAGUUCAUGUUAGGAAGACAUGGACAGGAAGUGGAAGUGGAUUAAACUCGUUAAGUCAGUUGACGACAUGCACGGUCACUAUUUCCAGUCAGCUGUCGCCAAAGAUGCAGGAGUUCUACAGAAAUGAGGACAUACUAGAGAAUCUAGAGAUGCUGCAGGGUCGUCCCCUCAUGAAGCUGAAAUGCAAACACCUUUUUUUUUAUUUAAGCCAUGUUGAAUCCCUCAGGGCUAACUACUGAACGACAGUGUUAACGUCUUCGAUCGAUAUCAGAUGUUUUACUCUUAGUCACAACUAAGAGCAGGAAUUUGGAAGUGGCACACUAGUGCUUGUGUAUUGGGACAAGGACAGUCUGGUUCAGCUAAGUAGUCGAGCAACAACUGUAGCUGUGCAUGGAAAUGUACUGUGGUUGUGUGUGUGUGUGUGUGUGUGUGAAAUGGACCAAACUUAGCCACCUGUUGUCGCUCAAACUAUACCGUAGUUUAACUGAACCUCAUCUGUGCAGACCAGUGUACGGCUGCGGACGUGUUUCACAAGCAUGACAUGGAGCCAUUGCUGCAGCAUCAUUAUCCAGUACAUGAGACCAUUUAUUCAUUUACUAACAAACUAGGUUUAAUCUGCAUGCUCAACACGUGAAUAUCCUUUACAUCCCCCCCCCUUCUUUUAAAAAAAAGAAAGGGGGGGAUGUAACGGUGUCAUUCUCCCCCCAGUUUCUGUUUGAUUUGUAAGCUUUUAUAAGUUCUUGAACUGCAUCAGUUGAAGAUUCAAUGAAAGGUCAGAUCGAUGCAGCCUGACCUUGUGUCUUCUGAUGGAGUGAAAAUCACCGUGUGUGCAAGACUUGAGCGGUGAGAAGAGACUGAGUGAUGCACAGUGGUUUGACCGUGAGGGGAGGUAUUAGAAGUUUAGAGAGCAGACCCCGCCCCCAAUCCAAAAUACUGUUUUCUUUAUUGCAAUCAUGAAGAAGCACUUGCAAAAUCUACUGUCAUUUUUUUUAUGUUUCCAAAAAAAGAUUCACAAUGUAUUAAAUUUUCUCUUUUCUGAUAUGGCAAAAUUCAGGGGAAAAAGUAGUGAAUGUAAAACAGUCAUUUCUUUGUUGUUUUUUCACAGCUGUUGCGCUGUGACAGAAGGUCUAGACAAUGGAACAUAACAGAAUAUCUAAUAAAUUUGAACAAAUAAGA